Messenger RNA from Gaeumannomyces tritici R3-111a-1, 267 nucleotides. RefSeq lists its product as hypothetical. The record is from RefSeq and is a predicted model, not a curated record. The transcript is spliced from 2 exons. Bases 1 to 267 code for a protein of 88 amino acids. NCBI's taxonomy places the organism in Eukaryota, Fungi, Ascomycota, Sordariomycetes, Magnaporthales, Magnaporthaceae.
AUGGCGCUCUCCAGUUUUGCCUGGCCGGCCUUUUGGCUCUCCCUUUCGCUUCUCCUGUCCUUUCUCAUCCUGCGACAGCGGGAGAAGCUGCCGCGGCAUGUCCUGGCCGCCCUGCUCGUGGCCGUCGUGGCUAUCGGCCUCCUGGGGGCUGACAUCGAGGUCCUGCGCAAGCUGCCGUCGCUCUCACCCCUCGCCGAGCAGCUCAAGGUGACGGUGCAGAUCUGGGUCAACAUCUGGAGGCUCGACGAUCACCGGCUCAGCCGGUAG